UGGUUCGCAUGGAUGACUAGCUGUGGCUGGUUCAAGCGAAUCGAUGUGUGGGUGUGUGUUUGUGCGAGUGAGCAAUGUGUUCCACAAUACGGCUCUCGCCGGAAAGGUCGCCGCGCGUAGUCUCGGUCGUAGUAGAACGUAAGCAACAGUUGAGCUGAACCGCUUCAUUAGUGUGGUAGGGAUGCAGAAAAGUUCUCGCUCGGAGGCCGUUUUUAGUGUAGUGUCUCUGUUGUUAUAGUCCCUUUCACCAUCCGUUGUGCAAAAGCCGAGCUAUUUUUUGGUGUCCAAAAAUUUGUGUGAGUGUUUUGCUUCGUUCUGCGGCUUGAUCUCAAUAAGCUACCAGUAUACGUAGUGCAAAGGAAGAAUUUUUACCACGAAUGUGCAACAGAUAGUAAAAUUUGUACAACAGAGACCGGAUUGACAAAUAAGGGCAGAAAAACAACGGACAAGCGAAGACUAGUUCGGUGCCACGGCAGGCAAGUGCAGUACAGGGAAGAUUCACAGUGUAUUUGCAAUCGGUGCAGAAUUUUUGCUGUGGCCAGCACGAUUUCCAGCUUUUCUUCUUGGUAACAACGACAACGACGACGACGACAACGCAACACGUCGAGGAGUUCGAGCAAAGCAAGCAGACAGUGUACAUUUUCUGGUUUUUAGGUGCACACCUGUACAAAUGCAGUGCAAACAAAGAGGCUUCUCCGGGCCGAGUUGUUCAAUUUGCGGAAGAAGGGCAACGUGAAGGCAAUGGUAGGCGGCUCCCUAGAUCGACCGACCUUUAUCGAAUCGACCCGUUCCUGCUCGCGUUGUGGCGUCGAGCUGGGAAGGAUCAUCAACCGGGGAGCACCGUGUCGUUCCUGCAGGCUGCGAGUGUGUAAGGGGUGUCGCGAAUUCUCCACUCGCACCACUGACUGGGUAUGCGUUGUGUGUCAUAAGCAAAUUGAGCUGCAGGCAGCCAGUGAAGAUUGGAUGAGUGAUUACGCCGAUAGCGACGGCCGCAGAACCUCGGUCAUCGCUGGCAAGGACUACCUGCCAGCAUCGGAUUUGAUCAGAAAGAGCAUCCGGCGCUCCUGGACUAUAUCCAAUGCGGAAGAUGAAAAUCGUCAAUCCGAAGGAGACACCGAUUCACAGCAAUAUACACAUUUACCUCGUAAGCAAUCGCAGAGCAGUUAUCCAUCGCUGGUAAGAUACCCCUACGUCAAUCCUUGCACAAUGGCCGACUACGCACAGGAGGAUGAGUUCGACGACGAACUUCAACCGUCGAUGGGACGCCGAAUGCCAAGACAAUCUACUCUACCGAAUCCCGAUGCCGGAAUGUUCUACGGCAGCAACAACAACCUGAUGCCACCUUCGGUGUCACCUAAGCAGCUUAGCCCCAGUCCACAGUACAGCCCGUAUCAUACGGAUAACGAGAACGACGAUGCGGACCCGCAACCGCAGACUUCACCUAUAGCGGCGCGGUACAAAAUUCGAAGACAAUCAACACUACCUUGUAGGCCAAAUGAAAACCAUGAAAUAGGACCUAAGCUACUGUCGACUUCGCCGAAUAGUAGAACAAACCUGUACAGUCGAUCACCGGACAUAUCGGACGGUGAUCAAUCCACCCCGAGAUAUCCACCGUUUGUACGUCAGUCAACUUUUCCAUCCAACUCCAGUGAUCCAUUUUUCCUGCAAAUUCAGGCUCAUUCACAGCAACAACAGCCACCACAACCUGGCCAACAGCGCCAAUUGCCCACCUCACCCAAUCGGAUGUUAUUUAACAAAUCCCCCGAUAGUGGUGCCGAAUCGGCUGGCGACGGUGGAAGCUCAGGCAACUCGUCCAUACCCCGCCGUUUUCAAAUGACCAGGCAAGCCACACUACCUAAUCCCGACCAACACGUGAAAUUGCUUCCUACCUCCCCUCCUAAAAAACAGCUAUCACCGCACAGUAUCAAACGCUCACCAGAGUUUGCACGCCAAAGCACACUCCCGGCACCAGACAGUAUGAACUCGCUCUCGGUUCAUCAGCACGGACCAAAAUUCAUGCCUAUCUCUCCAAGACAAAAGCAAUCUUUUUUAUUUCCACAACCAGCACCUGCACCACGUCCUUUUCUUUCACAACAGCAUUUCCCAACGAUGGCCGAUGAGCUAUCGACCACACCACAGCAAAACCCAAGCACACCGAGUGGUAGUGUUGGUGGCACCGGCGGUAGCACUGGUGGUCCACAUCACGCUUCCAAGAUGAUUAAAGUACGUAGCCAUAGUAACGAAGAAUACAGUAUCAGUAGAGGAGCUGGAGUGCCAAGCGAAGGACGCAGGUUGCUGCCCGAAAUUCCGAGCAAUCGUUCGCCAAGACUGGUACGUCAAGAACACGUUAGAGAAGACUCAGUAAACUCAGAAAAACGAUCUCCCAAACAGAAAACAUUUGCCGAAGCAAAACAAGCCAUGAUGGACGACUACGACCUAACGAACGAAUCGACCGUGCAGCUCAACUUUGACGAAGACGAGGAAGCGAGCUUCUAUAACAACGAGGAAAACUACGACACCUACAACAACGACCGACGACUGCGUACCGGCAUGGCACCGGCCAGUACGAUCAAGAGUGCUGAGAGCUUCCUGAACGAUUCUAGCCCCGAGUACUUCUGCCCGGAGGACUAUCUCAAGCAGGGUGGUAGUAAGAAGGAACGGCUACGCCGCCGGAAAUCACGCGAUCUACCCCCAGAACCGGAAGCCGUGGCAUCGUCGAACGAGGACGAACCUGUGAAACGCAAGCCGGAAACGAUGCGUUCGAUAUCGGAGGAUUCACCGGGAAACAAAGCCAUCAAGCCGACACCGCGGCGGUCGUUGUCACAUCCGGAGAAGGAUUCGCAGCAAAUGCCGAAUGCACGUAAAACGGAAAUCUCCAAAAUCCCAUCGCCGCGACCGCUCGCCGAAAUCCUGGAACGUGCCCAGAAAUCAAUCAAGCUACCCUCGCCGCGCCGUAAAGGGUUCCGGUCCAUGGACCAAGCGUGUGAUUCCGAAAUAGCAACAAUGUCUCUACAACAGAUGCAGCAACAACCGGGGGGAAUGCCAAACACGAGUGGAACUCCAAUGGCAACGGCGACCAUUGGUGGCGGAACUACGGGGACAAUAACACGUGCUGGUCCCCGUAAGAUCUCCGCCUUCCAGCAGAUACUCCAAAACCAACGGCUACAGAAGCAUGAUUCUAAGAGUUUGGAUAUCGUAGCAUCGAAGCUGAUGGAAGAAAAGUACGGCUACGCGGAAGCAGAGGAAGAUAAAUCCAAAUCGUUGGACGAUGGCAUCUUUUGCGGUGACAAGAACAGUGACGACAACAGCAGCGACGAGCAGAUCAAUUUAAUUGAUAAGAAGCAUAAAACGCAUCUCGGUGAACAGGAGAUCCAGCAUGCCGUCGAAGCGGCUGCCGUCCUUUUCAAGAAGGUGGUCCUACAGCGGCGCGAGGAGAAACGUACCAAAGAUGAAGGUGACUAUUGCUUCAACCCACGUCAUCAUCCCCUGCCAUUGCUGUAUCAGAGCAGCCCCGGACCGACGAGAAGGCAGUUUCCAUACGACGAUCCAACCGCAGGCUCAUCAUCUUCGGAACCAGAUAGCAACCUGGCUAAACUGCCAUUCACCGAUUGCGAUGACUACCGGUUGGUAUUUAUCAGCUCGGAUUCGUCCAGCAAGGAAGAGGAAUAUGACAGCAGCUCUACCACCUCUUCCGUUUACACCCGACACAGCAUUGCGCUGGACGAUUGCGACUGGGAUUAUUUCGAACCGGGAAUAAGUACGACCACCAAAACGUUGCUGUACGACAUCACCAGCAGCAAUACUCAGCCACAUAGGAAUACUCCCCGGAAGAGAUCAAUUUUGCAAACGUCUCCUCUUACCUCCCCGAUGCUGUACCGAAGAAGGCGAAUGAGCGGAUCUCUCUACCCAACGGCCUACGACACUGGAACGGAUGAUGAAUUUUUAACCCACACCGAGUCUUCCUCUUCGCCUACCAGAAGCGAAGGAUUUUUGGAAAACUUUGAAGAUUAUCGCAAUCUGGAAAAAUUCAAACCUGAUGCAUGCAAGUGUGACUGUGGAUUCAAAACUCACUAUGUACCGAUUCCGGUUCCUGUGCCCAUUCCUGUCCCGAUGUCCACGUUCCACAGUUGGUCCCAGAAACAAGUUCCCGAACAGCUGGAUACGAUUCUGAAGGAACAAAGCCAGCACGAACUCAUCAGGCAACUGUGGAGGCAUUGUACCGGUGGUGAAGGAGCCCUUUUCGAAUUUAAGCCUAAUAACGGGACCUGCCUGCAUUCGCCAUCAUGCUGCUGUCAGCAGCAUAAUAAACAAAAAGGAAUGAAGAAACCUAAUAUUACUGUCGAUCGUCAGGAAAUGGACCGAAAGAAUUCUGAACCGAGAGAAUCAUCGGUAAGCCGCACUGGGCUGGCUCAUCAACCAAAUGAAACCUACGAAAGCAUUAAUGCAGAAGAAAAGAUACGCGGUAAUGGAAAUAGUAAUAAUGCCAUCAGUGAGACGAGUAGUUGUGCUAGUGCUGUUGCUGUAGCUACUGCUGAUGCUCCUCAUAACGAAAAGUUGUUUCGCAACAACGAUUCCCCUAGCAGACAUAGCGUGAGCCCGAGUGAAGCUGAUCCAUUGGCUAGUACCAAACUGACCGUUGCUGUCAACGCUAGUCUGGACCACGUCGCUCCAGCAUCAUUAUCUGGCACCGAUCUUGCCACGGCUGCACAAGGAAGAGAAGAUAAAGUGACGACUACGACAAACCUUCGCCAAAUUAACAGCGAUCAUAAAAAUUCGCUAACCUCGGGCGUAAUAGAACCAUUCCAGAACGUCACCAGCAGUGGAAGUAAAAGCAACAAUAGUAUUAAUGGCGACGAGAAAUUAUGUGAAAAGCCUAAAAUUAACAAAAGAAACCCUAUAGUGCACCACCGUCGCAGCAGCAGUCACGAAGCCAUUAAAAAUGAACAACCACUUGUGAACGUGCAAGUGCAAAAACCUGUACCGAGACAGCGUGGUGUGAGUGAAUCGGUAAUAACUGUACCACAGCGCGAAAAAGAAAAACAACAACAUGGGGAAAACGAAGAAGAACUAGUGAACCAGUCAGACGACGACAGCGGUAAUGUAAUAGCACUGUGUAAUACGUACAAUGAUACUGUCGUCUCCGAUGUUGUUGCUAAUAGUGUACGUUCACGCAAUGAAACGAUAUGCGAAGUGACCGACGAGUGCAUUGCUGUUGCUAGUGGAAAACGGGAAAAUUAUGCGGAAAAUUCGAGUGGCAUACAGCGGCAAAAUACUGGGGACGGAUUAAUGGGUGACGAUAGUAGUACUUAUCAAUCGUUAGAUAACGGCAGCAUGAUAACACUGGGGAAGGCUAAAGACGCCAAUUCACCAUCGCCGCCACCACUGGCUGAGGACGACGAAUUAAAGGGCUACCUGUUGUCCGAAAGUCGAUUCAGUUCUUCACAAUCGUCCGUGGCCAGCAGUACAGAUGGUCAGGACACGAUCGAUAAUCGAUCAAUGCCACGCUCGGUGCAACGUAACUACGAAGUCAACAGUGAGCCAAUACUUUUGAAAGUGAAAGGUCUACUAGAAAGUGCUGAAAACACAGACUCUUCAACGUCAUACAGUUCUUCGGAGGGUACGGAUACAGACGAUACGGGGACUAUUGCCGAUCGAAGACCCAAGUCGAAAAAGUUCUGCCAGGUGUUGAUUGUGAACACAGGUUCCGAUAUUGAGUCAAGUGAUUCUGACAUCUCCAGUGGAACUUCGUCCAACUGCUUGGUACAAGAUGCAAAAUCUGCUAGCGCCAUUGCACAGGACAGUGGAAUAGUGUUGAAACGCAUCCGCUUAGUUACCUCGGACGAUGAGAGCCGAAGUGAAAGUGAAGAUUUCAAGGAACGGAUUUCAGCUGAAGGCCAGCUAGAACCAGUGAGAAUGAUCGAAAAAGAAGACCUAGGUGGUUUAAGUACAAAAGAAAUUCCCGAAAACAGUGCAACCAGUACUCUCACUGUAAACCAUCAUAAAGAAUGGGUGGAGAAGGUAGUGGAAAAAGCUUCCACGCCGACAUGUAUCGAAAGCUCCGAUUGUAUGAGUGAUCCAAACAUAGAGCGAGACAGCCUAUGCGCGGACGAAAACAUAGAACCGCCUGAACAGGUAACCACCUCAGAACGAAACGAACACAAUGAAAUCGAACAUACAAUAGCCAUAAACACGACCACCAGCUUACCAGCGCCAUGUAGCGAAGGUGGUACAAAUGAAAACAAACACACCGAUCAGUGUAAAGGUGAGCCAUGGCAAAGCAUAGCGCAAGCAGAAGAAACACCGCCACCAUUACCAACAAUACCACCCAUUCACGAUCGUACCGUAAACACGAAUCUAGCUUCAGUUGUAAACGAACGAUCGUCCAACACGGAUGUAAAUAACUCUCAUGUAGCAGCGAUCAAUGCUGCCAACAAUCGAUACAAGAGUUUAAUUUUGAUUGGCCCAGGCAACGGUACGAUUUCAAUGGCAGCCGAGUCGCCGUCACCUUCGUCACUGACGUCCGGGAAUGUUGAACAGCAAUCUCACGUGAGCAUCGUCACUAGUCACACGACCCGUAUCGUGAGUAGCAGUGAUGAUGAUGAUCAGCAUCCGCCCACUUCGUCAUCGGUCACGGUAAAACACACCAACUGGAUUUCGAGAGCAAUGCGGGAAGAAGAGGAGGACGACUACGGUGAUGACGUCGGGCCACUAGACGACGAACCCGAUCGUUCGCUCGAUCGUGGUCUAGCGGGAUAUUUUAAUUUCUCAUUGGAACAGUCGUCACCACAAACCAACAGGCGACCUGUGAAAAUCACAACGAACGAAAGUGCAAUAACUAGUGUAGUGUCGGAUAGUAUCGGGAGCGUAUGUGUCAGUGUUCAACCAAGCAAUAGUGAUGUAGAUGAAAGCCUUAGCGAGUGCAAUGUUUCAGAUACGGCCGCAGUCAGUGAAAGUGGAUCAAUGGUCAAAAGUAGUCAAAGUGCGGUGGCCGAAUGUGGUAGUGGAAGAAGUAGUCGCAACAGUAACAGUAGUGGUAGUUUGAAUAACAGUAAUAAGAAUGAAGACGUAACGGUAGUGACAGGUGCGGAUACUCUAUCGGCGGUAGUCUGCCUGGAAGAUGGAUUAGCAGAUGAUGAUUCGUGGGUGGAAGAAGUGAGCCAAGAUGAAGAAGAAUUCGCGACGACUACAGCAACCGAGUCGGAUAUGGACGAUUCUGGUGAAGAAAUUUCGCUCGGUGUUGAUCGGGAAGAAGAACUGCGUGGUUAUCAUAGGGCUGCAAUCGAUUUUACACUGCAUACCAUCGUGGAGGAAAGCUGCGAAGACAGUGAGGCGGAAUCAAAUCGCACUUCGGGAUCGAAACAGAGAUAUCGAAUGUCAGCAUCCGAGCUGGAGAAAUAUUUCUUCUACGGACUAGGGGAUGGUCCAUCCGGAUCAGCCAUUCAUAACAUCCGAGAUGACAGCAUUUCGGAGAGUAGUUCAGUAUGCAGUGAAGGUCUCGAUUCACUUGGUGCAGCCGAGGAAUCUCUGGGAACAUCAACAGAAUCAGCCGAUCUGGCAUCGUCUCGAUUGGAAAAAUAUUUCCUAACGGGAUUCAUGGGAUUCACUUCGGAGCGGAACGAAUCGGAUGGCAGCGGAAGUGUUGGAAGCGACAGUGAAGGUCAUCCUAGUCCUGAACAGCGACGAAAACGUCUCGUACGAGCUCGAGGUGCUGGUCGAUCACAGAGCUCAUCGCUAGAUAACCUACUUGCCAAGGACUCCGAAGUGGAACAACAACAGGGUGAUAUCCACGAAGUAUCAGAUUCAUCCGAAACGGAUACCUGCGAUGAGUCUAUGAAUCAAAUGGAUAAGAACGAAAGUUUGUACGAUACUGCAAAGCGAAAGAAGAAGUUCUCUAAGAAGACUGACUCCGAUGACUCAAAGAAGCACGCAGAAAUGCAGCAGUUGUCCCUGCCGCACAAAUCGGAUAAAGAUGGUUCUGAAGAGGAAAGUCGCAAAACUCCUCAGCCAGAUCUUCACCUUCCUCCCAUCAACCCUCUUUCGGAGAGUAAGAAACAAAACAGUCGUGAUAGUGGUUUCAUUGGUAGCAAUGACGAUUUGCUGAAGGAUGGUGAGGCGAUUAGAUCCCCAGAACUCAAGUUAGAGCUGGAAGAAAUCCAAGAGGAGAACAAAACUGAUCUCAAAGAAGAAAACAGUUCCUAUAAGGCUCCCACAAGCGGACCACCACCCACAAACUUAGUGCGAAAGGAUAGCUUUAACAACUGGAGUUCAGAUGAGGAAACUAAUCUGAUGAUGUCGAAAAUGAGACAAUUUUUCAAGACUCUCGUUGUAGCAUCAGCAAACAGUCGAGCAGCGUCUCGAAACUCCACCCCGGCCGUCAGUGAAUCGAACACUCCAAAGCACGGAACCCCCGUGCCGAAAGCUCGCAGCCGCAGCAAACCACCUCAGCUGGUGUACUUUGAAAACGAGCUUACCAGACUGAUGAAAACGGUUCCAGGAAUACGGGACGAGCAGGUCCGCGAGAUAGUCGAAUAUCUCAGCAGUGAAGAUACCUGGUCGGAUUCGUAUGAUUCUUCGGACUAUACGAGCUCGGAUCUGGAAGGAGCCGUGUCACAAAAAUCCGUACUUCAACAACAGAUUUCAGCUAGCUGCCAACAGAUUAUCAAUAAGUUUGAUACAUUAGAAAAGGAUGAAGAAGGUGAUAUGGGAGAUGGAGGGUUGAUCGAGGAACCUCAUACAUUGAACAAGGAAACUGCUUUCGUUUAUCAGCGGCUAGUGGCGUCACUCUCGAAAAUGGCACAAGACGAAGAGAAGCCCGUCAGCGUUACUAGUUCACCACCGUUGAUUGCUAAAGUGAUGCACCAUAUUGGAAGCCGCCUGGUAGCGCUGAUGCAUGAAGUGAGCAGCGGAGAAUCACAUACUAGUGCAUCACCGAAAUCUUCCACCAUGCGAUACCAUCAACGAAAGGCGCAGCCAAACAUAUCGGCAACAACAACAGAAGACGAUGACAGUACUUCGGAAAGUAAUAUGGAAAAGAACGAGGAUCUGGGAUACAUGCUUCCAAGGAGUAAAAGUCACGAUUUGCUGCUAGGAGAUGCACGACCGCAACAUCAUCAGUCGUCCAACAGUGGAGAAAUGGUAGGAGAAGAGAAGGAAGCCAGUGAUUAUGAAAGAUUCUCGUGGAGAGGAAGUUUCGAGUCGGCACUGCUGGCUAAUGGAGAUUCCCGAUCGAAACUAUCGAUUCUGGAUAACUCCAGCUCUUCCAUAUCGGUGCUGGCUGCGAAGAGAAGAUCUGCUGGAGAUUUGCUAUUUAACAACCAGAAUCUCAGUCGAGAGCAGUUGGACCGUGUUCGGAGUUGCGGUAGUAUAGGUGGUGAACGAGAAGAUUUCGAAUCAUCCAAAUUAUGGGGAUCUUCGCAAAGCCAAAAGACUCCACGGAGGAGAUCCAGCGUUGCGGACGAUACUGAUUCUGACGAUUCUACCCAUAAUGAUAAUCGAUUGGCUUCCAGAUCAACACUUCCCCGCAGCCUGCAAAAUGCAAAUACUGCCGUCAACACCAAUUCCCUGCCACGUCUUCCAACGUCCAACAUUCAGACAAUUAUGCAAUCAGCUCCGUCCAGUUCGGCGUCCACUUCGUCGGUGAUGCAGAAAUCGCAAAGCGUCUACCACUUUCUGCAGAACAACGUUAAAAGCGCACGUUACCGAGCACCAGGUUUUAACCAUAGGCCACCGAGUGCUCCGAAACGUGCUGUAUCGGCACCCGGCCUGCAGCAACCUCUGUAUCCACGUCGAGAACGACGUCGAGUUCAGAGCAAUCUCAGCGAGGAAACUGGUACAAUUGAGCCCGGCAGUUCACCGCUGAUCGGCGGAAAUCGAAAUGACACCACCGGUGGAAGCAACCAGGAACUGUCCAGCAGUGGCGGUGCCGCUGGAGGUGGUGGCGGUAGUAGCGGUUCUGGUGGAGCUGCCCAUCGCAGCAUUGCCACCAGUCCGCUCGGAUCAACCACCUCGGAGCACUGGCCAUCGCAGUCGGACGAAGACAUCGACCGAUUGGUGGCACUGCACCAGAACCGAGCAUCGCUCAGUUCCCUGGGAGUGCGGUCCGACUCGAUGGCGUCGGUGUACUCCGGUGCCGGCGAAGGGCGCUACGGUACUGUUACGGUUCGCGGACAGAUCGAAUUCGGUAUGCAGUACAACUACAAACAGGGUGCGCUGGAAAUUCAUGUGAAGCAGUGUAAGGACCUGGCGGCGGUCGAUGCCAAGAGAAACCGAAGUGAUCCAUAUGUUAAGGUAUAUCUUCUUCCGGAUAAGUCCAAGGGAGGUAAGCGAAAGACCAAAGUAAAGAAGCACACGUUGAAUCCGGUCUUCGACGAAGUCCUACGGUUCCAUAUGUCCCUAGCUGGACUGCAGACUAGGACGAUUUGGAUUACGGUAUGGCACUCGGAUAUGUUCGGACGGAAUGAUUUCCUCGGUGAGGUGAUGAUGGGACUGCAGGGUAAGCUGUUUGAUAAUCCAGCCCCGCAAUGGUACCAGCUGCAGGAGAGGAGUGAACCGUUCGACGAUCUUUCCGCGUACAAAGGUGACAUCAUCGUCGGGUUGAAGUAUAUUCCGCCAGAUUCGGAAGGUGGAACGCUGCAGCAUCAUCAUCACAACGGCAGCGGAACGUUGAACAUGCGCAAAUUCAGCACCAGAUCCAUUACAUCAACUUCAUCGAACUCUUCCGGCCCCGGAAGGGGUGCCCUGCACGUACUCGUGAAGGAGGCGAAGAAUCUUCAGCCACUUAAGGCUAACGGAACCUGUGAUGCAUUUUGUAAGAGUUAUCUUCUUCCAGACAAGAACCGCAGCUCGAAGCAGAAAACUCCGGUGGUGAAACGUUCCAAUUCACCUGUGUGGAACUAUACCUUUAUCUACGAGGACGUCUCACUGGCGGAACUGUCCGAACGAGCACUGGAGCUCACGAUAUGGGAUCAUGAUCGAUUGGCGAGCAAUGAGUUCCUCGGUGGAGUUCGCUUCUCCUUGGCCACAGGCAAACACAAUGGUAGAUCAGUCGACUGGAUGGACUCUACCGGCAAGGAGCUUUCCCUCUGGCAGAACAUGAUCAACAGACCAAACUUUUGGGUGGAAGGUGCCCUAGUCCUCCGACCCUCGUUAGAUAACGCAAGAUUCACGUCAUAAUUUUGCGAACCCCCUGUAGAACAAUCCGGGGAAGUCGCGUAGUAGUGGAUUUCCCCCAGACCCCCUCCUUAAAAAUAAUCCUUUUAGUAAAAAGAAGUUAAUGAAAAUAAAAUCAUUCCAACUUUGUGAUGUUGCUUUACAACAACCUAAUCAUAGAUUGUAAUCCAAAAUAUUGUUAAGAAGAAGUAAACGACGACGCGCGAUACUAGCAGAAGAAAGCAGAAGCAUUUUCGAUUACCUAACCUUAUGAACGACAAUGAUGCUUAAUGAUGAUCGGUGUUCAGAUAAGAUGAAGAAACUAUUGGAAGUAUACCUUUUACGAUUGAGUAAGUUUUUAUAAACUUUUAUUUUUUCGACACUAUAUCGUGAGUAAUGUUCGUCUUGAAACAAAGGAAAACCAGAAAACAAACAAAAAAACAUAACUCUUUUUGUGUGUAAAUAGGCUAGAUAUACACAUUAAAGAUCAAAGUAUUAUUUAUCAACAAAAAUACAAAUCAAGCAAAGAGAUUCUUCUUUUCCCUCCAUUUACUCUAAAAAAAAAUAGAUGUGAAACGUAGUCUCUAUACAUAUUUCCAAAAGGAAAAUGGCCGAACCCAUUCACUUCUAUCUCUAUGACCGAACUAACAAAAGUUGUGAACUUUUCCGCGAGCAUGUAAAUAUUUACACAAAACACUAAAUCAAAUCACUAUUUUCUAACGCUGUGAAUCUUUACUAAAUUCAUGUUGGAAGCAAAACUCCUUCGAGCUGCGUUCAAGGCAGAGAAAGGAUAAUUAGGAUCUACUUAGAGAGGAGCAAGGACACACACAAAAAAAAACUUCUAAACUUUCCGUUCCGAACGAUUACCAUUAAAGACGAAAAGGACGAGUUACAAAAACAAAAAUACAACACUGUCAGACAGUGAACUUCGUUGCAAUAUAUACACUUUAAUGAUGAACGCAGAAUCAUGAAACAGAAAAAAAUAGCUGGUUUAUUUUACCGAAAGGAAGAAAAAAGAUACUUAAGAAACAUAUUCUAUUUACCACAGAUAGCGAAAGAAUGAAAAUGAGAUGAACUAAGAGGCAGCAAAAGAAGAAGAAGAAAAAAACGACUGAUCGUGAGGGGAAUCAUAAUUGUUAGCAAAAGUUGCCGUUUGACAGUUUUCAUUGCGAGCGAAACGAUUAACACUUACUGUAGAGUACGAUGGACGAUGAAGUCGCUGGAGCAGAUGACACAACUCUUAUGAACAAACAAAAAAAAAACACUUAGUGAAAGCAGAAAGUAUCAUAUAUUAACAUUGCAUUCAAACGUUUCUUUUUUUUUCCAGUAGGGAAUUUGACCUUUUUCGAUGAGUAAUUGACAGAUACAUAAUAAACAAAUUUGAUGAGGAUUAAAACAGACAAAACCCAGCGUAGUUGUAGCAGUAGAAUUGGUAGUUGUUUACGAGCAGAAAAGUUAAACUAAGGAAAAACGUACGUCGAAGCUGCGGUACUAAUCCGAGUGGAAUUUAAAAUAUUUCUUUCGUUAUCUAAGGCAUGCCAAACAUCUGAACGCUUUGGUUCCACGCGAUGGAUUGUAUUGCAGCUGGGACUAACAAAAUUGUGAACAAAAUAGUAGCGAACACAUAACCAUAACAUAUUUACGAUAGUGAAGUUGUACAUAAUGUCAUUUUUUUGUUUGGUUCCCCCUGAUUUAGUUAUUUACACCUUAAAUGGUCGGUGCUGGUCGGUUUGAGGAUCCAUUUUUCCUCCCACGUUGAAGGUUGAAAAACCGACACUUAGAUCUCGAGUUACGUUUCCCAGAAGCCUUUCCCUUCAGCUCUUUUGAUGUUUGUAUCCAUUUAAAAUAAGCUGUUUGUCUGAGAUUAAAAGACACAUCUAUAUACUGUGAACUGUUUCUUCAUAUUUACAAUUUGUUGAGUAUUACUAAUCUACUUAAAACUCACUUUAGUGAUAAACAACAAAAGAAAACCACACUAGGGCCAAAUUUAAGCUCACUUACUGAUAUGAAAAAAAAAAAACAAAACAAAAACAAGUUCUUCUCUAAGCUACGACACGGAUGCUCAAUUAUAUCAUUUAUAGUUAAUGAAAAUUAUAACUGAAUGAAUGCAUGCAAUUCUAAUCUCUAAGCAAGACAAAAACCAUUUCAUACUAACUUCUUCUAAAAACUCUGUGCAACCACAAAUGAAUAAAAACGACAAGCGAAAACAAAAUCAUUGUAAUUCUUAUGCUAGCUAGAAUGCGAAAGACGAGCAUGUUGUGUGCGAGCCAAACUCAUCACUCCAUACCGAGAGA
Ochlerotatus camptorhynchus is the source of this 13442-nucleotide messenger RNA. RefSeq lists its product as uncharacterized. NCBI's taxonomy places the organism in Eukaryota, Metazoa, Arthropoda, Insecta, Diptera, Culicidae. Bases 742 to 11172 code for a protein of 3476 amino acids. Gene Ontology annotation, cellular component: exocytic vesicle; plasma membrane. Gene Ontology annotation, molecular function: neurexin family protein binding; small GTPase binding. The transcript is spliced from 12 exons. Gene Ontology annotation, biological process: intracellular protein transport; exocytosis. The record is from RefSeq and is a predicted model, not a curated record.